AUGACAACUUCUGGUGUAGAGAAUUUUGCAAUGGGCAAGUCAGCUUGUAAAAAUAAUGAGCAUGACAAGUAUACCGGCUGUUCACCAUCGCAACGAUAUCUUUCGAGUAGAGGCGAGUCGUACGGGUUGAGCUUUCAGGAUGUUGUACUAAAGGGCCUAGCAGCGGACGGUGGCUUAUUCAUUCCCGAAGAAAUUCCCUCCUUACCUCACAAUUGGGAAUCUUUAUGGAAAAAUAUGUGUUUUGCCGAUCUUGCAUAUGAGGUUUUAUCUCUUUACAUCUCUCCCUCUGAAAUACCGGCUUCAGACUUAAAGGAGAUUAUAAAUAAAAGCUACUCGAUGUUUCGAACUCCAGAGAUAACUCCCCUUUUGGCACUGGAUCCGAAAAAUAACCUUCACAUACUCGAACUUUUUCAUGGACCUACAUUUGCAUUUAAGGACGUUGCCCUUCAAUUCCUAGGUAAUCUCUUCGAAUACUUUUUAAUCCAAAAGAACAAGGGGAAGAAAGGUAAAGAGAGGUAUCACCUCACGGUUGUCGGCGCGACAAGUGGAGACACUGGAUCUGCUGCCAUAUACGGUCUGCGAGGAAAGAAAGAUGUCUCCCUGUUCAUUUUACAUCCGAAAGGACGAGUAAGUCCAAUACAAGAGGCACAGAUGACUACGGUUCUUGAUCCGAACGUGCAUAAUCUUGCGUUACAGGGUACUUUCGAUGACUGCCAGGAUAUUGUGAAGGCCCUAUUUCAAGAUACUACGACCAACGAAAACCUGCACCUCGGUGCAGUUAACUCAAUAAAUUGGGCACGGAUCCUAGCACAAAUAACUUACUACUUCCACGCACAUUUUAGUCUUAUCAAAUCCAAAAAUUAUACACCAGGUCAGAAGAUUCGUUAUGUUGUACCGACAGGAAAUUUUGGAGAUAUUCUUGCAGGAUACUUUGCAAAGAGAAUGGGCCUACCUGUCGAUAAAUUAAUCGUUGCGACUAAUGAAAAUGAUAUACUUUAUCGCUUUUGGAAGAAUGGACGAUACGAAAAGAAGGCUGGAGAUUAUGUAGAGAAGUCACAAAAUGGGUUAGACAAUGAAACUUCGAAAUUACGAAAGUGUGAUGUCAAAGAGACCCACAGUCCCGCCAUGGAUAUACUUGUUUCAAGUAAUUUUGAAAGGCUGUUGUGGUUUCUGGCUUAUGAGUAUGCUGCUGGUGCAAAGAUGGACGAUGAGUGGAACAAAAAGCAGGCGGGCCAAGAGGUCGCAUGUUGGCUCGGCUCACUCAAAACCAAUGGCGGGUUUGACAUCGGUGCUGAAAUACUCGAACUUGCUCGGAGGGAUUUUGAAUGCGAGCGAGUCAAUGACUCACAAACAUUGGUUACAAUAAAAGAGUUCUAUUCACAAGCCACUGAAGGGACCGAUACUUCUAAAAUCAAGGAAAGCUAUGUACUAGACCCUCAUUCUGCCAUAGGGGUGGCAGCUUCCCAGUUUUCAAUCCAGCGAAACCCAAUUCCAGAUACUCACCACAUUGCACUCGCAACCGCACAUCCCGCUAAAUUCGCCGAUGCUGUUAUUCUGGCUCUCAAAGAUGAAAAAUCUUUCUCCUUUGAUUCAAUUUUACCAGAGGAAUUUUUCGGAUUAAUGGAAAAAGAGAAACGGCUUAGAACUGUUCCUAAAGACGCAAGUUUGGAAGAUGUAAGAGCAAUAAUACAAGAAGAGGUUCAAAUGGAGUUGAUUGGUGUUCAAUGA
Messenger RNA from Blumeria graminis f. sp. triticale, 1728 nucleotides. The record is from the annotation of a GenBank genome assembly. NCBI's taxonomy places the organism in Eukaryota, Fungi, Ascomycota, Leotiomycetes, Helotiales, Erysiphaceae.